Molecule: messenger RNA, 2238 nt
Organism: Punica granatum (pomegranate)
Lineage: Eukaryota; Viridiplantae; Streptophyta; Magnoliopsida; Myrtales; Lythraceae
Source: RefSeq, a predicted model, not a curated record
AGCAGCGAAACUCCGGUCGCGUCACAUCAGAGUCUAUUAUCGUCUUCUUCUUUCUUCUGCUGCUUUCAGGGAGAGUGAAAGAGAGCUCCGAUGAACUCUGUGCUGCUCCCUGUCCUUCCAUCUUUGUCCAGACCGCAGGCCAUAAGCUCCCAACUCCACCAUCCUGCUCGCCGCUACUCGCACCCGCGGUCUCCGCGGUGCUGUUGCUGUUCCACGCUCACAGCUAGAAGACCUUUCCUCUCUCUUCCUCUUCUUCCCACGGCCACUGCAGCUACUCUUGACGGUCCCGGAGACACUUUCCGCUGCCACGCCAUGUCAAUUGAAGCUCCGGAAUCAACUCCUCAGUUGCAGGAUAGCUUAUUGUACUCGAGAGCAUAUUGGGUUACGGAAUCAUUGAUUGCUUGGGAUGUUGAUGGAGAUGUUUCAUGCUACUUAUAUGGCAGCAGAACUGCAGCAUUAGCCUUGACUGAUGAUGGUAUUCAAGGCUACGAAGAGAAAAUCAAGCUUGAACGAUUGAGUGGGCUUCCUGUAAAAGUUACUGAAAAGUUUCCUCAUAUUCGAGACUACAUUGCUUAUCAGUUACCCGCUGAUGUGGAUGUGAAAAGUCUCCUCAAAUGCCAACUGGCAAUUGCCACUUAUGGAUUUGAUGGAAGGUGCUUCGGUGCCACUGGUCUUCAACUACCUGGAGUCCUGGACGAGUUGUUUUCAUACACUGGUCCGCUUGGAGCCGUGUUCUCAGAGGAAGGGAUCUCACUUUACCUUUGGGCUCCAACUGCACAAAAUGUCAAAGCUCACAUUUAUAGUGAUCCCUUGGGUUCUGAUCUGCUGGAAAGUCUCCAACUUGAGGAGAUUGAUGGGGUUUGGAGCAUUAGUGGGCCCAGACAUUGGGAGGGCUGCUAUUAUGAGUACGAAGUUUGCAUAUAUCACCCCAGUACCUUGCAAGUUGAGAACUGCUCUGCAAAUGAUCCUUAUGCUAGAGGGCUCUCAUCAGAUGGGAGGAGGACCCUCAUAGUGAAUGCCUGUUCUGACACUUUAAAACCUGAACUGUGGGAUAAUUUGGUCAAUGAGAAGCCGCAACUUUCAUCUUUCUCUGACAUAAGUAUUUAUGAGAUGCACAUCAGGGAUUUCAGCGCCAAUGACCAUACAGUGAAACCAGAGCUUCGUGGUGGUUAUCUAGCCUUCACUAUGGAGGAUUCAGCAGGCAUGCUUCAUCUUCAGAAAUUAUCUGGGGCUGGUCUUACCCAUGUCCACCUGCUGCCAUCUUUCCAAUUCGCAGGUGUUGAAGAUGAGAAGAAUAAAUGGAAAUGUGUUGAUACCAAGAAGUUGGAGCAACUGCCUUCAGAUUCGGAGGAGCAACAAGCUCAGAUUACAGCAAUCCAAGAGGAAGAUGGAUAUAACUGGGGGUACAAUCCUGUUCUUUGGGGGGUGCCUAAGGGAAGCUAUGCUAGUAAUGCGAAUGGCCCGUGCCGUAUAAUUGAGUUCAGAAAGAUGGUUCAGGCGUUGAAUCGAGUUGGUCUGCGUGUUGUAUUGGAUGUCGUGUAUAACCAUUUGCAUGGAAGCGGGCCCUUUGAUGUGAAUUCUGUUCUUGAUAAGAUUGUUCCAGGCUACUAUUUGAGGAGGAACAAAAACGGUUUGAUCGAAAACAGUACCUGCAUCAACAACACUGCCAGUGAGCAUUUUAUGGUAGAGAGACUGAUUAUUGAUGAUCUGCUUCACUGGGCAGUCAAUUAUAAGGUUGAUGGGUUUCGGUUUGAUCUUAUGGGCCACAUAAUGAAACGCACUAUGCUGAAAGCAAAAUCUGCACUACAAGCUUUAUCAAAAGAGAGGGAUGCAGUUGAUGGUUCAAGUAUCUAUAUAUAUGGUGAAGGAUGGGACUUUGGUGAAGUUGCCAACAAUGGACGAGGUAUAAAUGCAUCACAGUUCAAUCUACCUGGAACAGGAAUUGGGAGCUUUAAUGAUCGGAUACGCGACGCUGUGCUUGGAGGAUCCCCAUUUGGCCAUCCCCUUCAGCAAGGGUUUGUGACUGGUUUGCUCUUGCAGCCUAAUGGACACGACCAUGGUACGGAAGCUGAUAUGAAGCUCAUGCUUGCCUCAUCGAAGGAUCACAUACAGAUCGGGAUGGCUGGAAAUUUGAGGGACUUCAUUUUUACAAAUUCCGAUGGCAAAGAGGUAAAAGGAUCUGAUGUUUUAACCUAUGGUGGAACACCUGUUGCAUAUACCCUCUCUCCAACGGAAACA